CUUUGACAAGCAAAGAAGGAAUAAUAAUUUUUUUAAUUAAAUCUGUUGCAUUUUUGGGAGAAUAAGUUCUUAAUUGUUUAAUAAUUCAUUGCCAUUUGUACAAAUUAUUUAUAGAUAUUUAAAAAAAGCUUAGAAAAUAGAAUUUCUGUGCGAUGAACGAACAGUUUUGUGGAAGUGUGUUUUGGGACACUGAAUUGUCAUGGUCAGCAACAAAUCCAGAGUUAACAUUUUGCUUUAAGAAUUCAGUUUUGAUUUGGGCACCAUGUGCCUUUCUAUGGAUAUUCUCACUGCCAGAGUUUUAUCGAAUACGAAAAAGUAGAUAUUCUAAUAUUCCAGCAUCGUUCCUUAAUAUCACAAAGCUCUUAAUUGUGAUACUGUUGAUUCUGCUGUCAACAAUAGACUUAGUUUUUAUGAUAUUGCAUAGGAUGAAUGAGGAUGCUGUGGAAGAAAUUUAUGAUGUUCAAUUUGUGUCAACAGGAAUUAAAAUUGUGACAUUUAUUUAUGUCAUUAUCAUAGAGCAAUAUCGUAAAAGGAAAGGCCAACGUACAUCAGCUCUUUUAUUCCUAUUUUGGCUAAUUCUAUCCGUUUGUGCUGCUCCACAUAUUCUAUGGGAAGUAAACAAUUUCAAUAUAGACUUUGAGGAUGAUGAGCGAUUAUGGGCAUCGUAUCAUUCAAUCAGUUACAUAAUCUACUUUACAAUGAUUUCCAUCAUGACUGUACUGACUGCAAUUAUUGAUAAGGAACCGGAAAAUUCAACAUAUCAGAAAUAUGCAAAUCCAAGUCCCGAAUUGAAUGCUGGAGCGUUAAAUUUAUUCUUUUUCCAAUGGUUUUCACCGACAACAUGGAAAGGAUUUAAAAGACCACUGACAGAGGAUGAUAUUUAUGACGUAAAUCCUGAUUAUGCUUCGAAUGAAGUGAUUCCUGAAUUUGAUAAAUAUUUUCAACAAAGUAUCGAGAAGGAAAGAAGAAAAUCAGCUAAAAGUAAGGAUCCAGAAAAAAUUGAUCCACCAGAAACAAAUGGAUCAGUAAUAUAUGCCUUAGUCCGUGCAUUUGGUGGAAGAUAUUUGUUUACAAUUUUCUUAAGAGCUAUUGCUGAUUUUAUACAAUUUGCAUCGCCAUUUCUGCUCUUAAUUUUGAUGCAAUAUGUCGAAGCAAAUGGAGCUUUAUGGAAGGGAUUGUUACUUACAUUUACAUUCUUCUUCUUAUCUGCAAUUUCUGCCUUAAUUAAUAAUUAUCAGUAUUUGAUUGCCUUUCAAGUUGGAUUUAAAGCAAGAACUUCACUUAUUGGUGCUGUUUAUCGAAAGGCUCUGAAAAUUUCUAGUGCUGCAAAAAAGGAUAUAACAAUUGGAGAAAUUGUAAAUUUAAUGUCUGUGGAUGCACACAGAUUUUAUGAAAUGAUGCCUUAUUUACCUUUUGUGGUGACGAUGCCUUUUGUGAUGGGCUUGGCUAUGUACCUCUUAUGGACUGUCUUAGGUGUUUCAGCCUUUGCUGGUCUCGCAGUUCUAAUUAUCAUGUUCCCAUUUUCGGGGGCAAUAGCUACUCAAUUACAAAAAUAUCAAGCAAAUCAAAUGCAGUACAAAGAUGAUCGAGUUAAGAAAAUCAGUGAAAUCUUAGGUGGCAUCAAAGUCAUCAAAUUUUAUGCAUGGGAGCAAAGUUUUCAGGAACAAAUUAGUGAAACCCGUGAAAGUGAACUGAAACAUCUUCGAGGUGCAGCUUUAAUGACAGCAAGCACAGAUUUUCUUUGGACAUUAACUCCAUUCAUGAUCACAUUAGCGACAUUUGCAACUUAUGUGUUUCUUGGAAAUGUUUUGACUCCAAGUACUGCCUUUGUAUCAAUUGUUCUAUUCAAUAUCCUGCGAUUGCCAAUAACAUUGCUUCCAAUGUCAAUAAAUUUCAUUAUGAUGGGUAUUGUGUCAACGAGGCGAUUAAAUAAAUUUAUGAACUCAAAGGAACUGGAUCCAACAAAUGUCACAAAUUAUCCGAGUGAAUUUGCACUUCAAAUAAUAAAUGGCAAUUUCUCGUGGGAUGGAAAGGACAAAGCAUUAAAAGGCAUUAAUUUGAGUGUCAAGAAAGGAAAUUUAGUGGCAGUUGUAGGUCAAGUUGGAUCCGGUAAAUCAUCACUAAUAAGUGCCUUACUUGGUGAUAUGGAGAAAAUUGAAGGACAAGUAAAUGUUGACGGAACAAUUGCGUAUGUUCCACAAGUAGCAUGGAUACAAAAUGCAACUUUACAGGACAAUAUUUUAUUCGGAAAGCCACUGAAUGAAAAAUAUUACGAAAAAGUUAUUCAAGCUUGUGCCUUAACAGCUGAUUUAGCAAUGUUACCGGGAGGAGAUAAGACAGAAAUAGGCGAGAAAGGAAUAAAUCUAUCAGGUGGUCAAAAGGCAAGAGUAUCUUUAGCAAGGGCUGUUUACAGCAAUGCAGAUAUUUAUAUCUUUGAUGAUCCUUUAUCAGCUGUGGAUUCUCACGUUGGCAAGCACAUUUUUGAUAAUAUUUUCGGCGAGGAGGGAUUAUUGAAGGAUAAAACAAGGUUUUUGGUCACGCAUGCAAUUUCGUACUUACCAAGAGUCGAUGAAAUAUUUGUAUUGACUAAUGGUGAAAUUAGAGAAAAAGGAUCUUACAGGCUACUACUAGCUCAAAAAGGAACAUUUGCAGAAUUCCUCAUAGAAUAUUUACAAGAGCAUGAAGAAGAUGAGGAUAUAACCGAAAUUAAAGUACAAUUAGAGAAUGAAGAAGGACAAUAUAUCAUGCGAAAAUCAUUCUCAAAAAGCUCAGACCAUGUGCUUAAACGUCAGGGAAGUAAGUUGUCAAACAAAGAGGACACUAAACCCGAAUCUAAAAUUAAUGAAACUACAGAAGAUGUUGAUAAAUUAAUUGAAUCUGAAGAAGCAGCUGUUGGAGAUGUUGCAUUUAGUGUUUAUAUUCGUUACUUUAAAAGCGUUGGUGGCGGAUUAGUGCUUUUAAUUUUAUUUGUCGCCAUGUGCAGCGAGACAUCAUCUGUUCUAGCAAACUUGCUGAUUGUACAAUGGGCUGAGGAUGAGAGAGCUGGAACUGAAACAUUUUGGAGAAAUUUCUAUGUUGGAAUCUACGGAGCAUUUGGAUUUCUACUUGGACUUUCAUUUUUAACUGCUGCCAUUUCAUUUGCCUUCGGUGCUAUUCGUGCAGCUCGAAAUCUUCACAACCGAUUACUUGCCAAUAUUUUGAGACUUCCAAUGGCAUUUUUUGAUACGACACCUUUAGGUCGUAUAGUCAAUAGAUUCAGCAGAGAUACAGAUAUGAUUGAUUCAUAUAUACCAGCCAUGAUGUUUUCAUUCUGCAAUAUGUUCUUCUCAGUUGCUGGAACGAUUGCAUUGAUUACUUAUGCUACUCCAUGGUUUGCGACUGUUAUCAUUCCAUUGGCAUUAAUUUAUUAUUUCAUCCAAAAAUUCUACAUCAAGACUUCAAGGCAAAUCAAGAGAAUCGAGUCUGUUACGAGAUCACCAAUUUAUUCACAUUUUGGAGAGAGUGUUGGUGGACAGUCCGUGAUAAGAGCUUUUAAAGAACAAGAAAGAUUCAAGAAAGAAUCAGAGGAGAAAGUCGAUAAAAAUUUGUCAAUUUUGUAUCAGACCAAUGUUGCAGAUUGCUGGCUUGGAGUUCGUCUAGAGACAAUUGGUGCAUGUAUUGUGAUGUUUGCCUGUUUAUUUGCUAUUUUAGCAAGAGACACUAUUGGUGAAGCAAUGGUUGGACUAUCAAUUUCGUAUGCUAUUCAAAUUGCGGCUGUAUUGAGCUAUUUUGUGAUGAUUGCCACUGAGGUGGAAACAAACAUCAUUGCAGUGGAGAGAGUUGAAGAAUAUGCAGAGCUACCUCAAGAAGCUCCAUUAAAAACAAUUGACGUUGACGCAAAUUGGCCAUAUGAAGGUAUAAUCGAAUUCAAAGAUUUUCAAGUUCGUUAUCGUGAAGGUCUUGAAUUAGUAUUGAAAGGCAUCUCAUUCAAGUGCAACAGUCAAGAGAAAAUUGGCAUUGUUGGUCGAACAGGUGCUGGAAAAUCGAGCUUGACUUUAUCGCUAUUCCGAAUCAUUGAAGCAUCAGGUGGAAAAAUUGUUAUAGAUGGAAUUGACAUUUCCACAAUUGGAUUACAUUGUUUAAGAUCAAAAUUGACUAUCAUUCCACAAGAUCCAGUGCUUUUUAGUGGUUCAUUGAGAAUGAACAUCGAUCCAUUUAAUUCAUAUUCAGAUGAUGCUGUAUGGACAGCACUUGAACAUUCCCAUUUAAAAACUUUUGCUUCACAAUUGACAGACGGAUUGAACUAUAAAGUGUCUGAAGGUGGCGAUAAUCUUUCAGUUGGGCAACGUCAAUUAAUUUGUCUAGCUCGUGCACUUCUCCGUAAGACAAGAGUUUUAAUACUUGAUGAGGCAACAGCUGCAAUUGAUAUCGAGACAGAUGAAUUGAUACAAAACACAAUCCGAACGGAAUUUAAAGACUGUACAAUACUAACAAUUGCACACCGUUUGAAUACAAUCAUGGAUUCAGAUAGAAUAAUUGUAUUAGACCAAGGAAAGAUUGUAGAAUUUGACAGUCCAAAUGUUCUUUUAAGUGAUAAGGAUUCAAUUUUCUAUAGCAUGGCAAAAAGCGCAGGUAUAGCUAAUGGAGAAGACACAAAAGUAAUAAAGGAAUGAAUCCUCGUGACUGUAAUUAACAAUUG
This is a messenger RNA of Chironomus riparius, 4678 nucleotides long. Lineage: Eukaryota; Metazoa; Arthropoda; Insecta; Diptera; Chironomidae. The record is from the annotation of a GenBank genome assembly.